AUGAAAUUGUUUUAUUGCAUUUACAUCAUAUUGCUAAAUUUUCAAUCGCUUUGUAUUUUAGUAAAAGCAUACACUCCGAAAGCUCGCCAUUUACAUAGCGCCACAUUAAUAGGCAAUAAAUUUUACAUAUUAGGUGGCGAUAUUGGUUCUAACGAUGUUAAUGCGUUUUUGCCUUCAAAUGAUUUCUUUUAUCUCGAUGUCUCUGUCGCAUUUAAUACGACCAAUAUUCCAUGGACAGAUCUAUCAAAUGUCAUUGGUACUCCUAAACACUCCCGUGCAGCAGUAUCUGCUAGAAACCAAAUCAUUUUCUUAUUUGGUGGAGGAUUCGAGAAUUCUAGUUAUGGCAUUCCUUUAGUUUACACGUUCGAUACUACAAAAAGUGUAUGGAAUGCACCUGUUAUACAAGGAACGCAACCUCCUAGACGCGAAUCCAUUCAUUCAAUUAUCGAUACUACAGGUUUUAUAAAUUCACAAGGAUAUGCAAAUCCUAACAUGUAUAUUCUUGAUAUUAGCGAUGAUUUUGAAUAUAAAUGGGUUACAUCAUUUGAUCCUAACCCAUCACCUGUCCCCGGCUACAAUGAUCCGUCCAAUUCGUCAAAUAUGGGUAAUAGUAUUAGUACUGGUACAAUGGUUGGUGCUAUUAUUGGUGCAUCACUAG
Racocetra persica is the source of this 658-nucleotide messenger RNA. The record is from the annotation of a GenBank genome assembly. Lineage: Eukaryota; Fungi; Glomeromycota; Glomeromycetes; Diversisporales; Gigasporaceae.